UCCCAAUCACGACUACCAAAACUCCCCCAUGGCUAUGGGUGUAACUUCCCUUUAUAACCUUUCAUGUCCUCCCUACUAAAUGCUUCAUUCCCACCAUGUCCACCACCGUCUUUUUCUUCCUCCUCCUCCUAUCCACCUCUGCCGCUGCCACCACCACCACCCUCGCCUCCGAUGUAUCUGCACUCAAAGCCAUUAAAUCUGCCAUUAAUCCCACCACCAUCCCUUCCUACUCUUGCUUAGCCUCCUGGAAUUUCACUUCUGAUCCCUGCUCCAACCCUCACCUCACUCACUUUCUCUGUGGUCUCUCUUGCUCCGGCAACCGAGUCACCCAACUCACCUUCGACCGUGCCGGUUACUCCGGAACUCUCUCCUCAUUCGUUUCUAAACUCACCCAACUCCUUACCAUUGAUCUCUCUGAUAACAAAUUCUCUGGCCCAAUCCCAACUGCUCUCUUCUUUCUUCCCAAUCUCCAGACCCUCAUCCUCCGAUCUAAUUCCUUCUCUGGAACCAUCCCACCUGCUAUUUCCAGUCUCACAUCAAUCCAAACCCUAGACGUCUCUCACAAUUCACUAACCGGGUCAUUGCCAGAUACAUUGAGUUCACUCACCUUGACUCGGCUUGAUCUGAGUUUCAAUAAACUUACGGGACCAAUCCCGAAACUCCCCAAAAACCUGCUUGAACUCGCAAUUAAAUCCAAUUUACUAUCUGGGUAUCUAUCAAAAACAUCCUUUAACGAGUUGACUCAGCUGGAAGUGGUGGAACUCAGUGACAACUCGCUCACUGGAACAAUCCCCGGCUGGUUCUUCCUCCAACCAUCCAUCCAGCAAGUCAAUCUAGCGAAUAACGGUUUCACUGGUAUCGAGAUCUUAAAACCCACCGACAGCAACCUCAUCGCCGUCGACAUCGGAUUCAACAAAAUCGCCGGAUACCUAUCGGCGAACUUCUCGGCGUAUCCUAUGUUGUCGUCUCUGUCACUCCGAUACAACAAGCUUCAUGGACCGAUCCCGUCGGAGUACAGCCAAAAGGCGACGUUGAGAAGGUUGUUUCUGGACGGAAAUUACUUAAGUGGGUUACCGCCGAAGGAGUUUUUCUCCGGGAAGUCGUCGGUUUCCGGCAGCUUAGGGGACAAUUGCCUGAGGAGUUGUCCGACAUCUUCGCAACUUUGCUUGAAAUCGCAGAAACCAUCGUCGAUUUGCCAGCGAGCAUACGGUGGAAAGGUGAAACCAAAGUCGUAGCGUCGGCCCAUGUUUCGGGAUUCCUUUUUUAGGGGUAGGAUUAAAUAUAUUUUAUUUUCGUAA
Cynara cardunculus var. scolymus (artichoke) is the source of this 1298-nucleotide messenger RNA. RefSeq names its product probable LRR receptor-like serine/threonine-protein kinase At4g36180. Gene Ontology annotation, molecular function: protein binding. Lineage: Eukaryota; Viridiplantae; Streptophyta; Magnoliopsida; Asterales; Asteraceae. The transcript has a single exon. The record is from RefSeq and is a predicted model, not a curated record. Bases 96 to 1235 code for a protein of 379 amino acids.